AUCCGUCUGCUUCGACUGUGAUUCGUUUCGUGUGACCGUGGCGUGACAGAAAAAAAGAGGAAAAGUUAUAUUUUCCUCUUCGUAGCAGUAAAACCCAACCAGUACGAUUCUACCUUCCGGUAUUGUGAUUCAUUGUCGGUGUAAGCUUCAUAUUGAUAGAAAAGAAAUUCUACGAGUCGUGUCCGCUUGUCAGUGUGUGCGUGCGCGAAAAUAUGUGAAGCUGCGAUGUGAAGUGUGCCAACCAGAAAGGACAAAACUCUGGCAACCGAUUCCCCAUACACAUAUUGUAAAAAUUGCGCACACGUCAAAAGCGCAAAACGAACGACAAACGAAAAGUCAGUCCAUCGAAAGACAGCAAAAGUGAAGGCACUCGCCGCCGCACCGUAACAGCGCCACACAGUCACAGUGCCAGGAGAGCCUAGCAACGAAGCAGAAGUGUCUAGUGGUUAUACGUCGUCGUGGGAGUGCGAGUGUGUGAAGAAGAAAAAAAUGUCUUGAAAAAUGAAAAUCACUUUUAACUUGCGCCGAUUAGGAAAUGUAAUGCCGAUUCAGGCGCCCCAAUGGACAGAAUUCCUCAGCUGUCCAGUUUGCUGCAACGAAUUUGCAGCAAAUCUGCGUCCACCGAUCAGUCUAGGAUGUGGCCACACCAUAUGCCGUACUUGCUUGGCGACGCUGCACAGGAAGCAGUGUCCAUUCGACCAGACAAUUAUUUCGACAGACCUAGAUAAUCUACCGGUAAACAAUGCUCUUCUACAGUUGGUCAGCACCAGCAACACCGCUGGGAGCAGCCCGGGAAGCGGCAACGGCACCAACAACACCUCGCCUGGGUCAUCUUCAGGGGGUACUGGUACUCCCGGUGGUUCAGCCAUCGAUCCAGACCUUAGCUCACCUAGCGUUCAAAAUUUGAGUCCGGAGGAUUUGCAGUGCUACAAGACCGCACGAGGGUGUAUCGAAGAGCUUGCCCUCUACCUGAAGCCAUACCCGAAUGGUAACGCCGGUGGACUUCUUUCGCGUCCAAUGCAGCGCAAAUUGGUCACCCUGGUCAAUUGUCAGUUGAUUGAGGAUGAAGGGCGUGCGCGAUCGUUGCGUGCCGCUCGCUCGUUAGGCGAACGAACGGUUACCGAGCUGAUACUGCAACAUCAAAAUCCACAACAGCUGAGUACCAACCUUUGGGCUGCGGUGAGAGCCCGGGGAUGUCAAUUUCUCGGGCCGGCUAUGCAGGAGGAAGUGCUAAAAUUGGUUCUUUUAGCACUGGAGGAUGGGUCGGCACUUUCGCGGAAAGUACUGGUGAUGUUCGUAGUGCAACGAUUGGAACCACAUUUCCCCCAAGCCUCGAAGACCAGCAUCGGUCAUGUGGUUCAACUGUUGUACAGGGCUAGUUGUUUUAAAGUAUCAAAACGGGAAGGUGACUCAUCUUUGAUGCAGUUGAAGGAAGAAUUCCGUACUUAUGAAGCGCUGAGACGGGAGCAUGAUGCACAAAUAGUACAAAUUGCAACCGAAGCAGGUCUCCGGAUAGCCCCGGAUCAGUGGUCCUCCUUGCUGUAUGGCGAUACGGCACACAAGUCACACAUGCAAAGCAUUAUAGAUAAACUGCAAACACCGCAAUCAUUUGUGCAAUCUGUACAGGAGUUGAUAAUCGCACUCCAGCGAACAGGUGACCCUGCGAAUCUGUCCGGAUUGCGGGUUCAUCUCAAGCAUCUAGCCAGCAUCGACUCAAAUGCCGAAAACCAUGUGCCAACGUGGCGCGAAUGUUCCACAGCGCUGGAAGCAGUUAAGCGGGUCGUUAUAGGCCUGGUCGACUUUGUACAGCAUCAUGGCAACCGAAAGUUGCAAGAGCCAGGACACUUAGCUCAUAAUAGUAAAUAUAAAAUUAGCCUGUGUCGCGACCUGAAUCUCCGAGGAACCUGUCCGCGCGGACCGAACUGUACUUUUGCGCAUUCGGAAGAAGAACUCGAGAAAUACCGUACAAAGCUUCGAAAGAGCAACAUUCGGACGCCGAAUGGAAAAGAUCAUGGGGAAUACAUAGGAGAUCUUGGAAUGCCAUCCACUUCGCAUGGGUACCAUUCGUCCGGGGAAGAAGCUUCCCCAAUGCGAUAUCCAAAGUCAACUCCACCAAUGAGAUAUCUUGAUAAAUCUCCAAUGAGUAGUCACAGCCACGCUAGCGGAAGUAGUAAUAGUAACAGUAGUCAUAAUAGUCAUUUAGCGCCAAUUCCACCCCACCAACAUCCUCCGUACUCGAACGUGCCGCCCCCGCCAACACCACUUCAACACGGUGCCAAUGGACGAAAUUUUAAUUUCAAUCCAAACUAUCCCAAUGGAGGUGCAGGGAACCUUUCAUACGGCACUCGGCCUCCUCCUCCACCGAUGCCACCUCCUCCAGUUCAUAAUUCUGGACCAAUACGAGGUAACUUUAUCCGGCCGCCGAAUGGGAACUUUAUUGGACACCCACCUCCACCUCCCCCUCCCAUGCAACACAAUCAAACGACUGGUGGACCUCCAAUGAAUAUGCUGCACGGUGGUAAUCAUCCUACAUAUCCCGCUAACCAACCGCCACCGAUAGAACAGAUUCAUCAACAGUUGAUGAAUGGGCCUCCUCCGCCUUCAUUUGUAGGUAAUCAAACGUAUACGGAAUAUCAAGACAAAAUGGAUCAACGACGACAGUUCAAUCCAUGGGAAAACCAACCACCUCCAACGCUUCCUAAUCCGAACAAUGCACAGUCUGGGGCACCAGGUCCACAACAUUCGGUAGUUCCUCCAGUUAACUUACUUGGGCAACAGCAUGCUCCCAAAUCAGGUAUUAAUCCGUCUUACCAAUCUGGAAUGAUGAACAAUAAAAGCCAUCUACCACCACCGCCUGCAAUAGCACCUCACUCGCAGCAUCCUGCUUUACCUCCAAUGGCUUCCCAGCAAAUUCAACAUCAGCAACAACAACAACAACAGCAACCCCAACAGCAGCAACAUCAUAAUGUUGCAGGAAACGCCAACAAAUUCUUUCAAGCUAACAAUGCAUUACAACAUAAACUUCGUGAUUACCGAGAUAAGCACCUCGUAAAUCCAAACAACAAUAGACUGCAUAUGCCUCCCGCACAUACGCAACAACCGCAUCCAGUUCCUUCGAUGCAACAGCAGCAACAGCAAUCACAGCCUCCGUCGUUCGGUAACGGCAACAGAAAUAACCUGCAUGCUCCUAUUUCUCAAGCCGCACAGAAUUUAGUAAGCAAUGGCAAUGUACCAUCAGCCGGGAAUAAUGGUGCAAUGAACAAUGGAUUUAACCCAAUGUCGCUUAGCCGUAGUGAAUUGCUGAAGAUGCUCAAUCUGAAUGCUAGCGUUGAUCUGGCAAACCAUCCGAGUGGGACAACGUCCAAGGACAUGUUUGUGCGGUCAGAUUCGUUGCUCAAUGACGACGACUUCCCCAUAUCUGAGAGUGACUUCUCAAAUGCUGUCAUCAACCAAUUCGGUCCAAUUUCGCGAACGAAUAAUCAGCUCGCGAAAUCAAGGGGCGAAUUUCCAUUUGCGAACAUUCUGCCCGAUAGCGACUGGCUUAUGAAUGUGCAACAGCAGCUAUAUAACGAUGCUGCCGGGCUUGGUGAUUUAUCGUCAUCAAAUUGUUCGUCAGCAUCGUCAUCUUUCUACCAGCAACCGCAGCAGCAUCCUGCCUCGUCGCAACAAUCGAGCAACAAAGCUGAGCAGAACAAUAACACGCUUGAGUUGGACCUUUUCCAGGUAGAUAGUAAAAUAGCGGACUACGCGAGUGCUCUUGGCAACGCCAACCAGUCGAGUAGUACAUCACAACUUUUGCAUCAUCAUCAAGUCGAGGCUCAGUUGCUUCAACAACAACAACAACAGCAGCAGCAGCAUCAUUUAUCGCACGUGGCAACGGUCUCUCAGCAUAUGGCUGCGGCAGCGCAACUUUCCGGAGCUCACCAUGGGGCGGGGUCGCUUCUUUCAUCACAUCACCAUCAGCAACAGCACACUCCCCAUUCCCAUCACUCUUCAAAUCAGGCACAUCACCAUCAUCAUCAGCAACAACAGCAGCAGCAGCAACAACAACAACACCAGCAGCACAUGUUUGUGCAGCAGCAACAGCAUGCCAUGCAUCAACAGCAUAAUAUGCAGUCGCACAAGCUGCCGCAACAUCUGGUCGAAGCCAUGCGUUUGAAUGAGUUGAUGGGGAACGGAGGAAGUGGCGAUUUGAAGAUUCCAAGCUUUAAGGAGCUAAAGGAUUUAAAGACCCAGCAAACGAUGAGUGGCUUGUCACCCGUGUCGGGCGUACUAACAGCAUCAACAUCAUCGUCUUCGUCGGUGGUGACUAUGCCGCCACUAUGGAACAACUUACUGGACUUAUCCGGGCUGAAACCGACCACCGAUGGUAACGAUCUGUCGGUCGGUGGAGUGCAUGGCAGCAACAGCACUGGUGGUAGUGCUGGUGGUGCCAACAGUAGCAUCAAUACCAUCCUGAGCAACAGCACAGCCAGUACUACUAGCAUUAGCAACCUUAAUAGCAACAAUAGUAACAAUAAUGAAGAUUCCUACGAGGCGGGAAUCGCAGACGAAAUGCGAGAGUUGGCACUCCGUCUUGAGUCCGAGCUAGAGUUGGACGCAACUGGAGUGUAGAUGUGUAACAAUAUUAAGACAAACACACAUACACGUUGACUGAUUGUGAUCAAUAUCUCCUAUAAAAAAACGCUAAAAUGUAAAUUAGAGCUGGUAUUGAAGCUAACAAGUCUCCAAGAUAGUAGACAAAUCAGAUUUAGAACCAGCGGGGGUAGUAACAUUUCAUUAAAUGAAAUAAAGAUCAAGAUUCAAAUUUUAAAAAUUAAUAACGAUCCAACAUUGUGGCGAGGAUUGAAAUAUGCUUCUCUUGUCUCGUUAUCGAUGCGAGAAUCGGAAGGGCACCCAAUGGCUUCACUGCUGGGUAAGCGCUAGAUGUGACAAAUAACAAACCGGAAGCAGUUGGAUGUAGAGCGCUUGAGUUAGGAAGCGUGAACAACACUAAGCUAAUAACUAUUCAAUGUUUGUUUUAGAAACUUUUCUUUUCUGUUUUGCAGAAAACGUGUGUUUUAGAGAUAUUUUUCGGAUCGAAACAAAAAUGCUCUAUUUAAAAUGGGCUGAACCAGAGGAGCUAAAAAUUACAUCAUGUGAAACAAUACAAGAUGACUAGCUAAUAUAUACAUACACAUAAAAUAUAUAUAUUUCACGAGAAGAAAAAAAAUCGUGCAGUGACAGUUAGAACCGUGGAAUAGAAAAAAGGGAGAAAUUGUGUACGCAACAUCUUUUGAGUAGUAGGGAAGAAAUCAAAUUCAAAAAAGGAGCCAAGCAACUGAUAGCGUGAUACAGACCAGGAAAAGGUGAUUCAUUAUUAUUAUUAUUGAUGAUUAUACUACAAAUUGAAUAUUAUAAUUAUUCUAUUUAUUAUACAUUUACAUGCUAUUAUUACCCCUAAAUCGCUAUUUGUUAUUUGUAACUAUUAUUAUUCUUAUUUACAAUAUAUGCGAAUAUUCUUUAUGGAAUUAACGGCUAGGAACUUCAAAAAUCAAAUUAAAAACUUAGCUUGAGAUGAAUUAUGUUUCAGCUUAUGUUCAGACAAAAAAAUUAGCUCAGUUCUCGUGUUAAUACACCGCCGAAAAAUAUAAUUAUGAAUUAUAUUUCGUUCGGUGGGAAAACAAAACAAUCAAAUCAUUAAACUGAUAGCAAAUUAUUAACCUACUUUAUUGUGAAACGUUCGUCGGUUUGAUAAAUUGAGAAGUAGUCUAGUUUCCGAUCUUUUAUACGACAUUUUAUGUGUAUAGGCUUUUAUUAUUAUAUUCAAUUUUUUACAUGACUUCCGAGUGGGUUGUGUAAAAGCAAGAGUAAAACUAUGUUUUUAUUUUUAAUCGUGUAACACGUAUAGUUUUAGCAGCAUAUAGUUUCAGCAACAAAAUUACUUACUGUAUAACCGUUUCCAUUCAGAGUUGUCGUUUUUGGAAAUGUUAAACUUUUCAACUAACAAUGUAGAUUAUGGUGCAUAAUUGCAUUGUAUGAAUUUUAAAUAUCUACAACGUCGAAGAAACAGGUGAUUUUUUCUUAAUUCAGAGACAUCAAGGACUCACUUUGAAUUUCGAAAAACAUUGGAUUUAUGGUGAUUUAUUUGUAAAAUUUCCUAAAUUACAAUAAGAAAGUCAUAUAUUUAUGAAUACAUGAAACGUCCAACCUCCGUACCUUUGUAAUAAACGACUUUAUUUGAGCAAUCGUCGUUGAUAUGACAACUAGCAGCAUGUUAAGACUAUGAAAAGCCUAUUUUCAUUAUAAACCUUCGACACAAACUUUUCAAAUCUAUUCAAUGUUGAAACCAGUCGGCAAAUUGUCACGAAUUUGGAUUAUCUAUUCAACAUGCCAUGUUGACUUGUUGAACAUGGAAAAAUCAUUCAUGACGGCAGAUUAUUCUUAGAUGUCUUUAACAACUGGUUUUUAUGUUUUCAGUGGAAAAAUGCAUUGCUUUUGCUUCUCUAAAAAACAAAACAACACUUGCUCUUUCUGAAAUAAAAAUUGUUUCGGUUUCAACCCAGUUCUUCAGUAUGAUGAUAGAUUAGGAGAUCUUCGGAGAUCCUCCGUAUACUUUUGCCUUUCUCGUACACCACGGCAAACCGAACCGAUUGUUAUACACACAAUUUAAUGUGAUGUCUGUCUGUGUGUUUGUAUGUACAUAUAUAUUUGCACAAACAUCCCACUCUUCCAUUAGGUACUUAUCGGGGAAUCCUGUCUUAUCUAUUCCUAUUUAAAAUGAGUCUGAUCAACGCGUUCAAAAGUUAUGUCCAAAAUAGUAGUUUGAAACAAGUAUAGAAACAAUCACUUUUUCGGAACCUUCCGUUUCCGAUAGUCAGUGCAUACAUAGGUACCACCGUUUCGAGCAACGUUCUGUUUCUUUGGUUCUCCUUUUGAUCCUCUAAGCGGUUCUCAACGUUUUUUUAUAGGUACCCCUUUAACUUUUAGAUUCAUUGACUUUCCAAGCCUUUUUAAAUAACACUUCCGAGCCUCUUAGAAGGAGGCUUCCAAGCCUUUUGAAAGAGGUUCUACGAGCCUCACGAAAGGAGGCUUCCGAGCCUCUUGGAAGGAGGGUUUAGAGCCUCUUGGAUGGAGGCUUCCGAGCAUCUUGAACGGAGACUUCCGAGCCUCUUGAACGGAGGCUUCCGAGCCUCUUGUAAGGAGGCUUCCGAGCCCUUUGUAAGGAGGCUUCCGAGCCUCUUGGAAGGAGACUUCCGAGCCUCUUGGAAGGAGACUUCAGAGCAUCUUGGAAGGAGACUUCCGAGCCUCUUAGAUGGAGGCUUUCGAGCCUCUUGAAAGGAGGGUUCCGAGCCUCUCGGAAGGAGACUUAAGAGCCUCUUGGAUGGAGGCUUCCGAACCUCUUGGAAGGAGGCUUCCGAGCCUCUUGAAAGAAGGAUUCCGAGCCUCUGGGAAGGGGGGUUCCUGGCCUUUGGAAAGGAGGCUUCGGAGACUUCUGAAAGGAUACUUGAAAGGAAGCUUCUGAGCCUCUUGUAAGGAGGCUUCCGAGCCCUUUGUAAGGAGGCUUCCGAGCCUCUUGGAAGGAGACUUCCGAGCCUCUUAGAUGGAGGCUUUCGAGCCUCUUAGAUGGAGGCUUUCGAGCCUCUUGAAAGGAGGCUUCCGAGCCUCUCGGAAGGAGACUUAAGAGCCUCUUGGACGGAGGCUUCCGAGCCUCUUGGAAAAGUCUUCCGAGCCUCUUGGAGAAAGACUCCCGAGCCUAUUGGAAGGAGGCUUCCGAACCUCUUGGAAGGAGGCUUCCGAGCCUCUUGAAAGAAGGAUUCCGAGCCUCUGGGAAGGGGGCUUCCUGGCCUUUGGAAAGGAGGCUUCGGAGACUUCUGAAAGGAGGCUUCCGAACCUCUAGGAAAAAAGAUUCCGAAUCUGUUAAAGGAGCCUUCUGAGCCUCUUGAAAAAAGGAUUCCAAACCUCUUGAAAGGAGGCUUCCGACCCUAUUGAAAGGAGGCUUCCAAGCCUCUUGAAAGAAGUCGAUCGAGUCUCUUUAAAGGAAAGAAGUCGAUCGAGCCUCUUUAAAGGAGAGGAGGCUUAAAAGCCACUUGAAAAAACACUUCUGAGCCUGUUGAAGGAGGCUUCGGAGCCUCGAAAGAAAGAUUACGAGCUGCUUGGAAGGAGGCUUCCGAAGUGGCUUUCAAGCCUCUGGCAACGAGGCUACUGAGCUUUUUCGUAAAAAGCCUUUAUGUCUCUAAUAUGAAGGCUUCCGAAACUAUAGAUUCUAGACUUUAGUCGCCCGUCGCGACAUUUUGUCCUUUUGAUCUUUUGUUCCACAGACCUUCAUACACUGUGCUGGUUGUGGUAGGUAAAUACACAAUUAUCAAAAGUCAAUCAAUAAGUUUUUAUUUCCAUUGUGAUUUGUAAUACAUCCGCUAUUACGCAUUUUUGUGUGAGGAACUCAUUGGCGCUAGCAAAGGUGGGGGUACACGAACGCCAGGUUGAGAACCGCUGCUUUAAGCUGCUUGCCGUCCUAUUGUAUGUGGCCAUAUUGCUUGUAAAAGUUGCACACAAUAGGUUUUCUACCAGCGACUUUCAGUGCUGAUCCCCGAUUUGAAUUUCGAUUUUGUUUGCUCAGUCCGUCCAACAGCUUCUCUCGAAUUAGGUUUAACGUGAGGUUGCCCAACUUGGUAGAACACUAAAGUCUACUACUAUGUAUGUUUGCGCAUACCUUGCAUCUUUUAUGAGCUCUACAAAAGAAAGAAAGGAAUAAAGCAAGCGAAAACAUGUUCGACGUAGAUAGUGUUUGGCUAAAAUAACCUUACUCUUGACAAUUGUUGUUGAAGUGCUUCUUUUAAAGAAGGAAUCAGAGCCGCCUCCGCCUUAAACCGACACUGACCAGAUGGAUAUUUGUAAAGAAUAAAAAAUAUUCUCCCUCAAGCAGAUGUUUAUGCCUUUAUGCCUUAUGAUAUGAUACGCAUUUUAUUACAUGUGUAUAAGACUGUCUGCCUUUUAUGAUUCUGAAUCCACAGACAAACAGACAUAACACUCGUCAAAUUUCCAUCGUUCACUGAUUGGUCAAUUCAAAUAAUCAUUAGUUGGCCAAUCGGACACUAGUGGCGCGCGCAUCGGAUUUGCUCGAGUUUGACAUUUGCUCACUACCGCCAUCUGGUUCGUAAUUUGCCCAACUAACUGAAAUCAACAGAUGUCGUUAGUGUUUAAAUUACGAUGAAUUUGAUGAGUGAAUGUUCAAUGAGUUAUGUCUGUUUGUCUGUGCUGAAUCAUUUACCUACGUGCAUCUGGGGCCUCAUUGUGCAUCACCUUUCGGCAGCUCUUUCGUAUGACAGCUUGCAUGGUUUGCUCGUUUCGAGUCGAGAUGCUCAUUGCUCACCCUGAUUUGUUCGCCCUAAGUUGCGUUCGACGAGGGUUCUUGGAAUGAGUUGUACGCACGUUCACGAAUGUGUAUUAUAUGACCUAUCCACCUUUCAGUGCUAUUUAUUUUUUUCCAAUAACUUUUUUGACGGACGAGAGGGCCAUAAAAAUGAGAUUUUUCUUCUCUUCAUUUUCUCUCCUGCAUAUGAAUAUCGGUGAAAAAUCUUUUUGUUAACUGAACCACCCUUCGAAAGACGAUUUCAAACCAUUCUAGUGUUAAAGUUUAGUACGGGAUAGAGAAGUUUUUUCGUAUUCCAAAAGCGCAUAUGCUUCCCAUUUGAAGAAAGUUAGAAAUAUAUUCACAAAUCAGGGUUUGGGAAAUUCAAAGUGAGUCUCCGGUGUUUAUGACUUAACCUAGUAAUUAUCUCGUUCUAGUUCAUUUGCUUUAAUGUUUUGUUCAUCAGCAGCGGGUUAGUGGAAUACUUCGCGUAAUUUCUAACGUCCAGACAAAAGAAUCAAAAAAAGGCAAAAUAACUAUGAAAAAUGCAAGCGGUAGAUGGCUUUACUGCUAGUGUUAGCUACGAGUUAUGUUUAUUUGUUCUAGUGUAUUUAGGUAAUUGUAUUAUAACACAAAAUUCUGUUUCGCAUAGUUCCUGGAAAUCGGGAAUCAAAACCAGACCAGCAAUCUGAAAAGGUUAACAUAAAAUCGUUGAGAUCAUUGAGCACAGACAACAAUAUAUUAAUUUCGGAAUGAGAUUGAGACGGAAUGUUUCUUGUUUUAAAAGAGAUUGCUUUUUAACGACGCUAGCGUAACGAUUUGUGUUUGAUCUAGUGGUUCCGUAUUCGGAGAGAACUGUAAACAUUAACGCAUGCCAGAAGAUUAUUUUAAUUGCUAGACGAAAAAAAUGCGAAAUGUCAUUGUUAUAUUAUAUCGAGCGUAAAGAAACGUACUAUUGUAGCUUUGUUCUCUGGGUUGAUACUGUUAGUAAAUGGCAUUCAUCAGUUGAAUGUGUUUUUGAAUAAUUAGCACGAAAAGGGCGUUCAAGCAGGUAUCAAUUUGAACGUAUCCAGAUUUAGAAUCCGAUACUAUUAAUGCGACGGAACAGAAACGAUGCACUGAACAUCAACUGAUUUGCAAAGUAGAAUGUAACUUCACUGCAAAAUAUAUCACAGAUUUAAAGAAAACUGAGGUGAAACACACUGUGCAAAUGACAUACUAUUCGGGCUGUUCAAUCACUAGGUUGUUCUCCGGUGUCCAUCUGCGGUGGAUUUGGGUGGUGACGUAUGGGGCAACUGUUGGUGUGAUGAAUUGCAUAUGAUCUGUGAGGAACUAACAGGUGUUUAAGAGUUUCAUCAAAUUAUUUGUAUUUUGUCAUUGAAAUUUUGCACAAUUUGGUUUGAACUUUAUAAAAAAAAUGGCAUUUUUAUUGUGCACGCGAAUAAACAUGUUCUACUCGAAACAUCGUUAAAUUAUACAGACUCUGUCUUCGACAGGAAUCUAGGUUCAUGUAUUUUAUUUGAGACCUAUGCUGAAAUAGUGAAAUCAAGAUUUUUU
This is a messenger RNA of Armigeres subalbatus, 10888 nucleotides long. It is a transcript of the gene roq, whose product is annotated as roquin-1. The transcript is spliced from 6 exons. Gene Ontology annotation, molecular function: mRNA binding; double-stranded RNA binding; ubiquitin protein ligase activity. Lineage: Eukaryota; Metazoa; Arthropoda; Insecta; Diptera; Culicidae. Gene Ontology annotation, biological process: ubiquitin-dependent protein catabolic process; nuclear-transcribed mRNA catabolic process, deadenylation-dependent decay; protein polyubiquitination. The coding region runs from base 502 to 4614 and encodes 1370 amino acids. The record is from RefSeq and is a predicted model, not a curated record. Gene Ontology annotation, cellular component: cytoplasmic stress granule.